CUUUGCUCGGUCCUUUUCUUUCUCCCUUUAGCGGUGAAGGUGCAACAGUAAUCGGUCGUCCCGAGCCCGGGUUCAUCCGACACCCUCACCAACCAAGCUGAACUGAGCGCUACUACUACAGCAGCAACAUGCCUCCUAAAUUCGACCCCACCGAGAUUAAAGUUGUGUACAUGAGGUGCACAGGAGGAGAAGUCGGAGCCACUUCAGCCCUGGCCCCCAAAAUCGGACCUCUGGGUCUGUCUCCCAAGAAAGUUGGUGACGACAUUGCCAAGGCCACCGGUGACUGGAAGGGCCUGAGGAUCACCGUGAAGCUGACCAUCCAGAACAGGCAGGCAGUGGUAGAGGUCGUUCCCUCUGCGUCGGCUCUGAUCAUCAAGGCUCUGAAGGAGCCUCCUCGUGACAGGAAGAAGGUCAAGAACAUCAAGCACAGUGGCAGUGUGACCUUCGAUGAGAUUGUGGGCAUUGCUCGCGUCAUGAGGCACCGCUCCAUCGCCAGAGAGCUCUCCGGAACAAUCAAAGAGAUCCUGGGUACCGCUCAGUCUGUCGGAUGCACCAUCGAUGGUCGUCCUCCCCAUGAUGUCAUCGAUGACAUAAACGCCGGCAAAGUAGAGUGUCCGUCUGAGUAAAUGAGCGCCACGAAUAAAAAGAUCUCAAACUAAA
Perca fluviatilis (European perch) is the source of this 660-nucleotide messenger RNA. RefSeq names its product ribosomal protein L12 (gene rpl12). The record is from RefSeq and is a predicted model, not a curated record. NCBI's taxonomy places the organism in Eukaryota, Metazoa, Chordata, Actinopteri, Perciformes, Percidae. Bases 129 to 626 code for a protein of 165 amino acids. Gene Ontology annotation, biological process: translation. Gene Ontology annotation, molecular function: structural constituent of ribosome; large ribosomal subunit rRNA binding. Gene Ontology annotation, cellular component: cytosolic large ribosomal subunit; ribosome. The transcript is spliced from 6 exons.